AUGCCUCCGAAAUCCUCAGCAGGCAAGGAAAAGGACUUGGGCGGAGACGAGGAUGUUCUGCAAGCCGUCAUCCUCGCCGAUAGCUUCAACAAGCGAUUCAAGCCUCUUACCUCCGGCAAACCUCGAUGCCUGCUCCCGAUAUGCAAUGCUCCUUUGCUAGAUUGGACUUUUGAGAGCUUGGCGCUUGCUGGCGUUCAAGAGAUCUUCGUGAUAUGCCGGUCGUACGCCGUCCAAGUCAAGGAAGCCAUCCGCAACUCGAUGUGGUCGAAGCCUUCAUCUGGCAUCAAGAUCGUGCCCAUUGUCACGGCCAAGGAGACGUUCUCACCUGGCGACGCCAUGCGCGACAUCUACACGCACGGCAUCAUCACGACGGACUUUGUGCUCGUCAUGGGCGACCUUGUGAGCAAUAUACGGAUUGAUGAGGUGGUGAGGGAGCAUAAGGAAAGGAGGAAGACGAAUAAGGACGCGAUCAUGACGAUGGUGGUGAAAGAGAGCGGGGCGAAGCAUAGGACGAGGUCAAGAGGAGAUGCGAGUGUGUUCGUCAUCGAUUCUCAAACUUCCGAGUGCCUGCACUACGAGCCCGUCACGGGUUACCCGCCCAAACAGAGCGCUGCCAUUCCGCGCGAGAUUCUCAGCGAGCAUCCUGAGGUGGACAUCCGGAACGACCUCAUCGACUGCUCGAUCGACGUCUGCUCUGUGGAGGUUCCCUCGCUCUUCCAAGACAACUUCGAUUAUCAGGAUAUCCGGCGGGAUUUCGUGCACGGCGUGCUCACGUCCGAUUUAUUAAUGAAGAACAUAUAUUGCUACGUGGCAGAGGUGGGCUAUGCGGCGCGUGUCAAGGAUACGCGCAGCUACGACGCUAUCAGCAAAGACAUAUUGUCGAGAUGGACGUUCCCCCUGGUGCCGGAUGACAACCACCCUGCUGGACACCGCUAUGAGCACACGAGGGGAAAUAAGUACAUCGCUGCAGAUGGUACCGUCGUCCUCUCUAGGACAUGUAAAGUAGGCACAAACACCCUCAUCGGCUCCUCGACGCAGGUUUACGAGAACGCCGAAGUGUACUCGUCCACCAUCGGCCAGCGCUGCGUUAUCGGUCCCAGCGCCGUCGUGCGCCAUUCGUACAUAUUCGACGACACCGUCAUAGGCGCGAACGCUUUCGUGGAUCGCGCGAUCGUCGGUGCGGGAGUGAAGGUUGGCGAGGGGAGCAGGAUCGAGCGCGGUGCGCUGGUUGCGGACGGAGUUGUGCUUGGCAAGGGCGCCCGAUUAAGGCCCUUUGAAAGGGUGAGCAGGAAGAGGGUUCAGGAAGAUGGACAUGAGAGCGACGACGAAAGCGAUGAGGACUCGGAGUUGGAGGAUAUUGACUCUGACGAGGACAAUACUGACAUUCUUGGUGCGGAUUCGAACGGCAUUGUCUGGCCCCGAGGCCCAAGCACAGAAGAGGACGAGGAAAUAGAUGAGGUUGAAAACUUCACAAAUCAAAGAUUAAUGCGUAUCGGCGACACCGCGUCGGAUCUUGACCUUUCCGAUCCUGGCUCGGUGACCUCGGACGAAGAAUCCGACUCGUCCUCUUCCGAAGGCUCUCCCCUGGCCCGCAGCCGCUCACGCGCCUCCUCCCAAACGUCCCUCACAUCCCUUACCGCGCCAUCUACAGCCCUAUCCUCGCUCUCGCUCGACCCAGAGCAUGCCGCCGAAGCAGAGUUUCAUCGCGAGGUCAAAGCGUCACUGGAUCGCGCGUUCGCGGAAGGCCACUCGGUAGACAACGCAGCGGUAGAGCUUAAGACGCUCCGGAUGGCGAGCAAUGUUGACAUUGCGAAGGUGCGCGAAGCGGUGAUCAAGCAGAUCGUGGAGCACAUCAAGGUCGUGGACGAUGCUGCGGCGCAGAGGAAGGAGAUUUCGAGCGUCGUGGGGAGGUGGGGGGAACUCAUCAACAAGAUUGGAGGUGCCGAUCCAGUGGAAACUGUUUCGUUGCUCCAGGUCCGUUGUUCAGCUUCUCCUACGCGCCAUGCACUCUUUGGUCAGCUUCUCGCUGCCCUUUACCAAGCCGACAUUGUCGAGGAGGAUGAUAUCCGCGCGUGGCAUAAACUACCGGCCAGCAAGGGGCAGGGCAUGGAGGCGGGAGAGAGGAGAGAAAGGAUGGAGAAAUGCUGGUUGGUCGGGGCGAAGAUGAUACAUCAGUUUGACGAGCAAGAGACGAGUAGCGAAGAGGGCGAGAGCGAAGAGGAGGAAGUUGAGGAGGAAGAAGCCGAAGAAGAGAGCGAGGACCAGAGCGAGGAUACAGAGGAGAGUAUGGUGGUGGUGUCUCCUCAGGGCAAGGGGAAGGUUCAGCCUCCACCGUCACAGUCUACCAGCGAGGAGGAGAGCGAGGAAGACGAGAGUGAAGAAGAGGAGAGUGAGUGAGAUUGCUUGUCCUCCCGCUCGAUUUACUUCGGAUUCAGAUGGACCAACGAACUCAUCAUGGCUAUCAGUAUUGGUUCAGGUUUAGACACGCUUGUGAGUUUGGCUCGCCCUUCGCCCGACAUCCCACGAUACCCACUUCAUAGCAUUGUGUUCGAUAGAAUUAUAUAUGUUUCACC
This is a messenger RNA of Punctularia strigosozonata HHB-11173 SS5, 2573 nucleotides long. Its product is annotated as nucleotide-diphospho-sugar transferase. Gene Ontology annotation, biological process: biosynthetic process. The transcript is spliced from 10 exons. Gene Ontology annotation, cellular component: eukaryotic translation initiation factor 2B complex. The coding region runs from base 1 to 2397 and encodes 798 amino acids. The record is from RefSeq and is a predicted model, not a curated record. NCBI's taxonomy places the organism in Eukaryota, Fungi, Basidiomycota, Agaricomycetes, Corticiales, Punctulariaceae. Gene Ontology annotation, molecular function: translation initiation factor binding; guanyl-nucleotide exchange factor activity; translation initiation factor activity.